AUGGCUCGCCGUACGAGCGAAAGGCUCUCGGCGGCCUCAAGUUUUACUGCUGGUGGCAGUGUCGAUGAGCGCGAGUCGUGGCUCUGCCGAUCUACUAUAUGCGCUAGUGAGGAGGACGACAGCAAUGAUACAGACGCGUGCAGUUGGGCUCAGAUGCAAACACCAAUUCCAUUCAGCAUGACGCUUGCUGAGAGGAGGGAUAGUGAUGACUCGGACGCAUGGACGGAGUUUAAGGAGACUGUGCCCAAGGAGACUGAAGAACUAUCGAUUCGUAAAGGGAAGCGAAAAUUGCCGCUCCUUUCUGGUUUUUCGAAUGCUGAGGCGCUGCGAACACAACUACCACGAAGCUCAAGUAAACAGUCUCAGAUAACAUGCGGUGGUACUUCGAUGACGGAUACGUACAAGGUCAACGCCGGGUUUGAUGCCACAGGCAACGAGUUCUCGCCUUCGAGGGGCGAAAUUGAGGCCAAUCGAAGGAAAUGGGACUUGGAGAGAAAAUUACAAGACGCUGAUCGAAAGGUUAACUCGGAGGAAGCAGGUGGACUUGAACGGAAGCACGAUCUAAGGCCCGUUGCUCUCACUGUUGCUGAGGCAGAAGCCAACCGACGGAAAUGGGGCCUGGAGAGACGACUACAAGACUCGGCUGGGGCUGGGGCCUCAGUCGAUUCGACCAGUGGAUCAGAUAGAAAACGUGAUUUUAAACAAAAGCUCCAGAGCUUGAAUCCUUUUGCGAUGAAGAUGACUCCCACUUUCACCUAUGCGGCUGAAGUGGAGGCCGAUCAACGAAAAUGGGACCUUGAACGAAGAUUGCAUGACGAGCACCGAAUCGAUGCACUGGUAAAUGUGGCUAAUGGAUCUGAACAAAACUGUGAAUUACAGCCAAAAUUACCGACCUUGAACCCUCGUACAAUGACGGUCAAGCCUGGUGUCCCCUCUCCGACCGAGGUGGAGGCUAAUCGACGUAAAUGGGACCUGGAGAGAAGGCUGUAUGAUGAGUCAGUGAAUUCACCGCAGAAACGUGGUCUAAGACGGAAGCUAGAGAGCUUGAACCCUUUUGUAAUUAAUCCCGUCAUCCCCUCUGCAGAUGAAGUGGAAGCGAAUCGACGGAAAUGGGAUCUCGAGAGGCAAUUACAAGAUGGAAAUCACGUGGAUGUGAGUGGACUUGAGCGACAAGGUAACUCGACACAUAAACUGCAGCCUUUAAAACUCGUUGCUUCCUUUGUACCUGGCACGGCGUCAAGCAGGUCAAAGCGAAAUAUUGAGAGCAAGGUGAGCAGCUCGGAAACUCAACUCGAGUUGAAAGUGCAAAUGGUAGGUAGCGAAGGAUCAGGGCACAAAUUUGAACUCGAAGUAUUAUCCAGUCCUCUCGUUGCUAGACGUGGAGAACAACUUGGUUUCGAGAUAAGCGAGUCGUUGACCUAUUUGAUCCUAUUUUCCAGUACUGCUGUACUGCACUGCACGAUAUUUAACUUCAGUUUGGAGCUACGGCAAUUUUUACGAAUCGACAUGUACCCGUUCGGCAUACUAAUGUUGCUAAGCUGGACGUUUGUGGGUUUAGUUCAGUUCGUCGGAGGGCUGGCUGGUGAUAUUGUACGCGAUCGAGUGCUACUUCUGCGACGGACUGCUGUGUUGUGGGGCGUCGCUGUUGUGGCAUUUCAUGUAGCAGCCUUCCAAAUGUCGUCUCUGAUAUCUUCAAUGAGCUUGGUGUCAGGAUUAUUGUGUGCUGGUGUAGCAUACGGUAUCACGUGCCCGAAUGUGAUUGCUCUGGGUGUGGAAUCGAAGCUGUGCAACUGCGAAACAUUGUCCACCCCGUUAUCGCCGGAGGAUGAUGAAGACAGCAGCAGCGAAGAAGAAGAUAGUUCAGCAGAAAGUGAAGCAUCAUAUCUAUCAGAUGUCUCAAGUACAAUGUCUGAGCAGCAGCAUUACUGCGAUUUUGGAAGCCACAACUUCUUCAGUGGUUGCUUUGCUGCGAGGUUAGCUGGUUCUGUACUUGUGCAAGGGUAUUAUUUUUUGUUGGUGGAUGUGGAAACGUUUUCAGUCGAGAACGUACAGACGACUGUGGAAGCGCGUGGAUUUCACUGUAUGCUUCUAAUGAGCUUCGGCCUGAUGGCAUCUCUGAUCUACUUUUGCUUUCAAUCGUGGAACUACUGCCAUUAUGGUGAAUCUCGUACGCUGUGGGAAAGCACUGAUGAAGAGAAGCUCGAGCGUAAACUUGCUACUCUGGAGCAGAGUUUUAAUUCUUCAAUUGAAUAUGUUUGGACGUGGAGCUGGACGAACCUGGUUCAUCUAUGCAACCGCGUGCUGGUGGGCUAUGCGCUGCUAGCCUUUGUGCUAAUGACAUUAAUCGGCUGCGGUUUUUCUUUGGUCGUGGUGCUGCUAGCCUCCCAAACUUCACUUUCUGUUCGUUUGGUGGCAUUUUUGCUUACCGUGAUGGGUUGGCUACUUACCAUGGUGGCGAGCUCACGGCAACUAAAUCCAACGAAGAAACAGCUUGUUCGUGUGUGCCGUCGACUGGGUUUGCGCUCACGUCAGCUGUAUUUGGCCAUUUUCGCGGUCGCCUUCAUCUGUGUUUCGGGUUGUGUUGCAUUCCUACGUGCGCAACUGUAUUCGUCCAUGCUAGUUCAAGUAUGCCAAACUCGGCUGUUGAUCCCUGGCACAACAAAUACGCUUUUCAACCCGGAGUUGCUGGGCACUGCGGUUGGAACGUCGUCUCUGCUGUUUAUUGGUCUCUCUCGAGUGCUGAACAAGACUUCAUCAGCUUCUGAGUCUGUCGCUUCCGAGCUCGCGUCGACAAAAGCCAAUAUAUUCGCACCAUCGACGUUUAUGAUGCCUGUCCAGAAGUCAUGGAAGCAAUCGCUCUACGUGCAGUUGCCAUCAAUGGCGUCUUGCCCACCAGUAACGAGAAUGUGCUUCGCGAUGCUGCUCUACCUUGUCAGCGUGUUUCUAUCAAGUGUGGUGGAACUCUAUCGUCGUCAAGCAGGGGUGAGCCCUUCCAUACUACCACGAAGUUGUGGAGCUGUGUACUCGGAAUUUACAUUCAUCUGGACAUCGCCGUAUAUGAUGCUGCUGGGUGCGUCCGAUGCGCUCUUCCGUGUGAGCCUACAGGAAGCCUGCAAUGAUCUAGUACGAGGUUCCUUCAGUUCCUCAAAGUCUCGGCGUUGGGCUGGAACAGUGCAAGGUGCAAUCUCGUUGGCCGAGGCGCUGGGCUACACAACAGCUCUUUCACUUAUUGCAGUGCUUUCGCGGUGGCUUUUCCAGCCUGAGCCUUCAGAUAUGGCUCUCUUCUUCUUACUACUCACGACGGUGGUCGCUCUGACACAUGCAAUGCUCAACCGGAUCGCAGCCCGAGCACAGACUUACCAACGUUUAUAUUUCUCAAUACGUCGCAACUCAACGAGGUAG
Phytophthora nicotianae INRA-310 is the source of this 3402-nucleotide messenger RNA. RefSeq lists its product as hypothetical. The transcript has a single exon. Lineage: Eukaryota; Oomycota; Peronosporomycetes; Peronosporales; Peronosporaceae. The record is from RefSeq and is a predicted model, not a curated record. Bases 1 to 3402 code for a protein of 1133 amino acids.